This is a messenger RNA of Juglans regia (Persian walnut), 3104 nucleotides long. RefSeq names its product probable serine/threonine-protein kinase WNK4. Gene Ontology annotation, biological process: protein phosphorylation; intracellular signal transduction. The record is from RefSeq and is a predicted model, not a curated record. Lineage: Eukaryota; Viridiplantae; Streptophyta; Magnoliopsida; Fagales; Juglandaceae. The coding region runs from base 849 to 2750 and encodes 633 amino acids. The transcript has 7 exons. Gene Ontology annotation, cellular component: cytoplasm. Gene Ontology annotation, molecular function: ATP binding; protein serine/threonine kinase activity.
CCACCACCACCACCACAGCAUAUAUACAGUUCCAUCUCUCCUUGUAUUUAUAUGCACAAAGCCCCCUCAAAUCCCCUCCACCACUUCAACAUUCCCAAGUCCCAACCUUUUUGCGAUCCAUUUGCUUUGUGUCUCAGCUUCUAAAUUCCCUUCUCUCCCAAAUCCCCAUUUGCUCUCUACCCUUCUAAUCUUUUGUUCUCUUUUGGGGGCUUUCCUUGAACUUUCACCCACAAAAUGAUACCAACAAAGCAUGGAUACGGAUUCUUCAAGUUCCGUGGUGUCCUUACCGUCCUUCAAUCUUAGCACUCUUUCCGCUCUUUGAUAGCCUAAACUGUCCUGCCUUAGAACCCCACAGUUAUUGUUUCUUGCACUCAUCUAACAUUCAUAGGACAAAAUCUAAAAAUCCCACUUCCCCAAAAGUUCAAAUAUCCUUUGCUCUUAUCCCAUUUUUUCCCACUUCAACCUUUUCUAGGAACAACAAACAUUCCACUUUCCUUCCGUCAACUCGUUCGCCCCUCAUCUUCGUGGUCUCUCUAUUUUCUCCUUCUAUCUUCUUUUCCAAAAAGAAAAAGAAAAUCGUAUAUACCAUUCUAAAUGGUUCCUAACAACUACGACUUCUCACGUGCGGUUGUGGAGAUGGCAUGGAUUAUGCUGAGGAUUGACUACUCGAGGCUUUUCUGGCUCCUCUUUGGUGUCUUCUCCUACGAAAACCACGAGGGAAAGCCGCGGAUUUAGAGCACGUUUACUUUCAUCAAAGUCCAAUACUCCUAAUUUAUCUUAAUUAGUCUUAAUUCCUUGAAGCCUGGGAAUUUUAAUUCCCGCCAUAGUUUAGCUGGCAAGCCAGGCACAUGCAGUGCUUGUACAACGAGGUUGGCGGCCCAAACAUGUAUCGGAAGCAUUUUGGAGAACGCACCCACGAUGCCAAAUCGGAAAAUGGAUACGUUGAAACCGAUCCCACUGGUCGUUACAGCAGAUUUGAUGAAGUUCUUGGAAAAGGAGCGAUGAAGAAAGUGUACAAGGCAAUUGAUGAGGACCUUGGGAUUGAGGUGGCAUGGAACCAAGUAAAAUUGAACGACGUGCUUCGCUCACCAGAGGAUUUGCAGCGGCUGUAUUCAGAGGUUCACCUCCUCAGCACCCUUAAUCAUGACUCCAUCAUUCGAUUCCACACAUCCUGGAUUGAUGUUGAUCGCAAGACAUUCAACUUCAUUACCGAAAUGUUUACCUCAGGGUCACUCAGAGAAUACACGAAGAAAUAUAAGAAAGUAAACAUUCAAGCCAUUAAGAGCUGGGCCCGCCAAAUCUUACAGGGCCUUGUUUAUCUUCAUGACCACGAUCCUCCAGUAAUUCAUAGAGAUCUUAAGUGUGAUAACAUCUUUGUCAAUGGCCAUCUUGGACAAGUCAAAAUUGGUGAUCUAGGACUUGCAACAAUUCUUCAUGGUUCCCGAUCUGCCCACAGUGUUAUAGGCACCCCAGAGUUCAUGGCACCAGAAUUAUAUGAGGAAGAUUACAAUGAGCUCGUUGACGUAUACUCAUUUGGUUUGUGUGUGUUGGAGAUGCUCACAUCCGAAUACCCAUAUAGCGAAUGUUCCAACCCUGCACAAAUCUACAAGAAAGUGACAUCGGGGAAGCUGCCUGGAGCAUUCUACCGGAUUGAUAACUUGGAAGCACAGAUAUUCAUCGGAAAAUGCUUAGUAACUGCUUCAGAGAGAUUAUCAGCAAAAGAAUUAUUGCUCGACCCUUUUCUCAAACCUGAUGAAGGUGAACAACUGCCUAUGACAAAUCUUGGAAGUCAGAAGCCAUUUUUAAAUAAAGGAAAAAUAGAGAAACUACAAUCAAGCAAUGUUCCACACAGGACCAACAUGACAAUCACAGGGAAGCUCAAUCCGGAUGAUGAUACCAUCUUUCUCAAAGUGCAGAUUGCUGAUAAGGAUGGCUGUACGAGGAACAUAUACUUUCCUUUCAACAUUGUAACUGAUACUCCUGUUGAUGUUGGUAAGGAGAUGGUGAAGGAAUUGGAGAUUGCCGAUUGGGACCCAUUUGAAAUUGCGGAUAUGAUAGAAGGAGAGAUUUCUGCUUUAAUACCACAUUGGAAAAAAUGGGACCUGUCUCAUCCUGAAAACUACCAUAUAUUUAACUACCAGGAUGAUGAUGGUGAUGAUGGGGGACCUUGCCACCCUUUUUACUCUUUCUCUUCUUGUUCAUCAUCCGAAGCAUUGCCAUCAGGCUUGAAUAGGAUUGAUGAAGUGGCAGAACAGUGUGGUUGGCUUCAAGAUAAUUUGCUUGAUGAUUCCAGCUCUCAGAGCUCUUCACACUCAGUAGCAUAUUCGAACAUAGAUUACUUCUCUGGCAGUGAGCAUGAGCAGAGCACAAGUCCGGCAAGAGGAGAUCAUCAACAUACCAUCAUAAAGAAUAUCAAAAGUACCAGAUUCUGUCCUGGGGAAGUCCAUAAAUCACCACCGUCCAUGGCUAGUAAUUUCUGCAUGCAAUGCAGGGUUUUACCAGGAUCACAUGGAGCUUCUACUUCUAAAGGAAAAGUGAUGGUGGACAACCGAAGAUUAACGAGAAACAGGUCACUGGUAGAUAUACGUAGCCAAUUGCUGCACAGAUCAUUGGUGGAGGAGGUGAACAAGCGGCGGUUGUUUAAGACAGUCGGAGCAGUGGAAAAUAUCGGGUUUCAAGCACCAUGUGAAGUUUCUAAAAAGGAGCUGUCACGGCCAUCAAAGCAGAAGAAUUUGAAAAUGCUAAUCUGAUGAGAAGAACGAUAAAUUUGAACAUGAUGAUCAGUAUAUUGGACCCCAUUAAUUGUGGUUUACGAUGGUCCAAAAAUGGGGUACUUCAAGGCUAUAUAUAUAUGUGUGUGUUUUGUAAAAUAAUUCUGUAAAUAUGUCUACAUAAGAGUGUGCUGUUUGAGAAUAAAUCCCUGUUUGAAACUGGGGCAUGAAUUGCUUCUCUUUUCUGGUCCCUACAGUGUAACAAAAAAGAAAGUCGAGGGGGGAAGAAAAAGAAAGGAAAAGUGUUUCCUUUGUUUUCCUGAAUAAUUAAUCAGGACCAAUGUGUACGUUUUUCUUUGGAAUAAAACAAAAGGUGAGAAUGCCUUGUCACUC